Messenger RNA from Gongylonema pulchrum, 339 nucleotides. The record is from the annotation of a GenBank genome assembly. NCBI's taxonomy places the organism in Eukaryota, Metazoa, Nematoda, Chromadorea, Rhabditida, Gongylonematidae.
UACGGUGACGUGCCGGGUGUUUUGCGUUUUGGAAAGCGUAUUGAGAGAGUGCUCUAUGAUUCCGAUAAAAGGGAUGUGCCUGGCGUCUUACGUUUCGGCAAAAGAGACCAGGAAAAAAAGAACGUACCCGGAGUGCUGAGAUUUGGCAAAAGGGAAGAGGAUAUUCCGGGGGUGCUUCGCUUUGGCAAGCGUGAAGACGUUAUGCCCGGAGUUUUGCGAUUCGGCAAGAAGAAUGAUGUGCCCGGUGUUUUGCGGUUUGGAAAACGGAAUGAAGUACCAGGAGUGCUACGUUUCGGGAAACGUACAAUGCCGGGAAUGCUGCGAUUCGGACGUCGCUAA